AUGGAGCAUCACCCGAGUAGCAAUAUUGAAGCAGAAGUAUAUGCAUUUAAUGAUUUCAAACAUCGUCCUGCGGUCCCUUUGGAACCCCCUUCUAAUACCGAGCCUUGGCAUUCAUUCCAUUCCCGAGUUGAGUUCGAAGUCGCUGAACUUGCCCUUGAGGCGGGUUUAAAUAAUGAACAAACAAACCGACUUAUCAAAUAUGAAAAUUUCACAUUCAAGAACCACAAAGACAUCCACGUCAAGUGGGAAGCGGCUUCUUUUCACAUUACUAAGUUUACCAAGGAAGUCAUUUCGGUCCCAUACAACGGCAAAACGUGGAACUUUGACCUACAUUACAGGGAUCUCUGGGGAUUAGCUAGUGACCUACUUGGGGACCCUCACAUUUUUCCACAUUUCACGUUUGACACGCAACACUUAUCUAAGUUUGAUGGGGAGACUUUUGUUCGCUUCACAGACAAACCAUACACUGCGCAGGAUUUCUGGGAUGUACAAUCACAAUUACUGCCAGGUGGGAAGCCCUUGGCCUUCAUACUAUACGCUGACAAAACAAGACUAUCAUCAUUUGGGACAGUGAAGGGCUAUCCUGUGGUUGCACAUUUAGCGAAUCUGCCCACUGGUAUUCGAAAUGGACGAGACACCGGUAGCGGCUACGUGGUAGGAUGGCUACCAAUUGUAAAGGAAGAUAAGGACUAUGCUGGAAAGCCCAGCUGGGUAAACUUCAAAAACGCGGUCUGGCACGAGUUGUUUCAAAGAAUCACGUUGUCGUUAGCAUCGAAAUCGAGGGUGGGACAAUGGUUUGCUUGCAUGGAUGGCGUUGAAUGCUGGUGCGUGAUAUCGCUAACACGAGGAGUCAUGAGCCUAUGGCCAUGUCCCAUAUGUCUUGUCCCUCAAGAUGCACUCAGUGAUACCUCGAAGACAUACAUGCGCCGGACUGCGGAUGAUUCACGUGCUGCAGUAACAACUGCACGAGCAAAAGAUACCAUAGAAGAGCAAGAGGAGGUUCUAAAAGUACUAGGACUACGUAACAUUGAGAAUGCACUAUGGGCCAUACAAUACUCGGAUGUCCAUAGGGUGUUGUCGCAUGACCGAUGCCACUUUAAUCAUGGCGAGCUUUGGUCAUGUCACUAUUGGGUUGAACUGCAGAAAUACAUAGCAAGACUCGGACGAGCAAAAGUAUCACAAGUUGAUAAGGUAUAUCAAGCAUUCCCUCGCUGGCGGGAUCUACGGCACCCAAACCAAGUGAUGAAUGUUUCGUUUGCGGACAGUGCCAUGCAUGAAGAUAUUUUGAAGAUGAUCAUCUAUGCUAUGCAUAACAUCCUGAUGGAGGACGAAUCACCACUUGGAUACCUUUUGCUCCGAUGUGUGCAACUUUACCUUGAGGCCGAUAUAUAUGCUGCAUUUGAAGUUCACACAACUGCAACAAUCAGCGCAGGGAGAGGUGCUGUCCAGGCCCUGACAGCACUUAUGAAGCAAUGUAUCAUUAAAACUGAGGAUGAUGACAAAUCAGACAAGGAUUGGAAUUUUCCGAAGUUGCACAUGUUGAUGCACUUAUUUGACGACAUCGAGGCCAAAGGAGCUUCAAGGAAUUACAAUACAAAGCCAAACGAGCAGAUGCAUGGACUGUUGAAGGACUGGCAGCUACCUAUCAUUAAAAUCCUUCGAAUGGAUCACUGGUUUCAUGUUGCAGACGAUAUUCGUCAUCGUCUCUUGGACUUAGAUGACCAUCUAAUGUUCACAUCACAAGGCCAAGCAAACGAUGAUGAUGACAAAGAUGAAGAUGAAGAUGAAGAUGCUCAGUGCCCUGCAAGUGACUUCCUCCCUGGUUUGAACGUCGAUGGGUCUCUGCAUGUGAAACUCGGUUCCAGCCAGGCUCCACAGACAUUUGCUCUCAUUGAGGAUACUCACCAGAACAAUGACGCAUUCAUCAACUUCCGUGUCAAGCUCAACUCAUUUCUAAACGACUUUCUCCCUGCCUGCAACAUACCCCUUCCAGAUGGAAAGAGAAUUCACCUCAAAUCAGAUGUUGCAGUUACUGCACAUCAAUUUCUGCGAGUGAACUUCGAGUCCCUCGUAGAUUGGCGGCAACACAUGGACUACUUGCGGUGCAACCCAUGCUUCUAUAAUGCACCCCGCUUCGAUUGUGUCUUCAUUCAGACCCAUGCGAAUGUCAUCAUUGGACGUCUGCUCUUCCUUUUUGAUUGCCCAGUUGGAGAGGAUCUGUUUCCGCUUGCUCUUGUCCAUCCAUUCGAUGCUCGCACAGGUACGCGACUUCGAAAGGAUGGACAGCUCAAUCUUUUCAGGGUUCGAGCAAAGCCACGAGCACAAGCUGAAUUUUUCUCGGUCAGGUCGAUCAUUCGCAGGGCACUUCUAGUGCAUGAUGCCAGCCUUGACUACCUUGUCGUUGACACGGUUGAUACCGACAUGUUCCUCCGGGUGAAGGAAAUACAUUUGCAGGCUGGACAUGUAAUUCGCAUUUGA
Suillus fuscotomentosus is the source of this 2478-nucleotide messenger RNA. RefSeq lists its product as uncharacterized. The record is from RefSeq and is a predicted model, not a curated record. The transcript has 13 exons. The coding region runs from base 1 to 2478 and encodes 825 amino acids. NCBI's taxonomy places the organism in Eukaryota, Fungi, Basidiomycota, Agaricomycetes, Boletales, Suillaceae.